Messenger RNA from Gopherus flavomarginatus (Mexican gopher tortoise), 2168 nucleotides. RefSeq names its product transmembrane protein 237 (gene TMEM237). Bases 1 to 1200 code for a protein of 399 amino acids. NCBI's taxonomy places the organism in Eukaryota, Metazoa, Chordata, Testudines, Testudinidae. The record is from RefSeq and is a predicted model, not a curated record. Gene Ontology annotation, biological process: cilium assembly. The transcript is spliced from 13 exons. Gene Ontology annotation, cellular component: ciliary transition zone.
AUGGAGACCCCGCCGCAGGGACCCCGCCAGUGCCCACCCCGUGCCCUUCCCCCAGUUCCAAGUGGAAGCCAAGAUGAAAUUCCGCUUAGUCGUCCAAAAAGAAAGAAACCCAAAGGAAAAAAUGCAUUGGAGGGUAUUGUUCACGCAGCUGUCCGUCGGCCAUCUGAGAGUAGCGAGCCUCUAACUCCUGAGGUUCAGGAUGCUCCACCUCAGAGGAAACGCAAGAAGAAGAGAAUGCCUCCUGAAUCUGAGACCUCUUUCAUCCAGCAGAAUGUGCGCAACACAUCCUUUUUUCAAACUGAAAACGGCAUGGAUCCCCAGCCCUCUGAAGAAACAGUGAUUCGUAAACAUCGAAAAAAAACAAAGAAGACUCGGCCAGCAGAAAUGCAGUGUUCCAAUGAAUUGGGAGUGGAGGAAGAGGACAUUAUUGAAGAUGAACAAACAAAAAGUCCAGAUCAGCAACCUGUAUUUGCUGCUCCCGCUGGUGCUAGCCAGCCUGUGAGCAAAGUGUUUGUUGAAAAAAAUCGGCGUUUCCAGGCAGCUGACCGCACAGAACUGGUUAAAACCACAGAAAACAUUGAUGUAUUUAUGGAUGUAAAGGCUUUAUGGACCACCAGGGAUGUGGCACUUUCGGUGCACCGUGGUUUCAGGGUGAUUGGACUCUUUACUCAUGGCUUCCUUGCUGGCUAUGCUGUGUGGAACAUUAUUGUAAUAUACAUUCUAGCAGGAAACCAGCUAUCCACUCUCUCAAACCUGCUAGAGCAGUACAAGGCCUUAGCAUAUCCUGCCCAGAGUUUCCUUUACUUGUUGUUGGCUAUCAGCACAGUUUCAGCCUUUGACAGGAUUGACUUGGCUAAAGCAUCAGUAGCCGUGCGAGGCUUCCUGACCCUGGAUCCAGCAGCCAUAGCCUCUUUCUUAUACUUUGUUGCUCUCAUCUUGUCUCUGAGCCAGCAGAUGACAAGUGACAGAAUCAACCUCUAUACACCACCUUCGGAGAAUGGGAGCCUCUGGACUGCAGGUGCAGAGGAACAGAUUCUUCAGCCAUGGAUUGUGGUGAAUCUGGUGGUAGCUCUUCUAGUUGGGCUAUCCUGGCUCUUCUUAUCUUACCGACCAGAGCUAGAUCACAGUGAAGAACUGAUGUUUCAUGCUGAAGUAGAAGAAUUUCCUCAACUGGAUAAAGGCCUCAAUGUCCAGUCAUAGUGCAGAAAAUGCAUCUUCAAAUACUGUAGCUGAGACUGAGGACUUAGCACUUACAUGUAUUGUACUUGUAUAUAAUGCUUUUCUACAAAACAAAAUUUGUAUUUUUGUAUAUUUUUAUAUGUACUUGUUUCUGAUGGAUCUUUUAUUUUAAUUAUGCUAUUUUAAAAAAUUCCAAAGAUUUUUGAAAAUAGGAGUGUAAAACAUUUUAUAUUUUUUUCUGAUAAAGUGAGUCUUUUCUGGUAGAUAAACUCAAAACUAGUUUGUUAAACAUCUCCACCUACAUAACAUGGGAAGAAGACUGAUGGGAUACAAAAGAUCAGAUGGGCAAAUGCUUUUGUGAGUAGCAUUUUUUUUUUUAAUCCUCAACCAGUUGUAUUUGAGUGUUGAUGCUAAUAUCAACUCAUCUGAUUAGGACGUAUUAUUUGGUAAAAUAUUUGUAAAGAUCAAAACACAAGUCAUCUUAUGAAAAAAAUAGUAGAAUAAAAGUUAUUUUAACAGAAUAUAAGGUUAGAGAGAAAACUAACAGCGCUUUGGGGUGAUCUGUUUUAGUUGUCCUAGAAAAAUGUGUUGCUGGUGUAAGGAAAUAGGUUGUCUAGGGCUGUGUCUACAGUACAGAGUUAGGUUGACACAAGUGUUGCUGACAGUCAUUAACUGCAAUAACAGUAUCAUUUGCACAUGUUUACAUAAUGCUCCUUUGUCAACGGAGUGCAUCAACAGUUGGUUCUCUAGCAUUGACGGAGAGAGCAGUGCACCAUGGGUAGCUAGCCCACUGUGCAACUUGCCACCUUCUGCUGCUCGGAGUUGUGGGAAUGGGGAAUAGAUCAGAGUACAUCAUCGUUGCGGGUGCACUGUCCCAUGAUGCAGUUUUUUCUGUCCCAUCAUUCCAUGGGUGUCCGAUUAUGUUUCACGCCAUUUUUCAGCAGCUCCUGUAAACUAUGCGCCCACCCUCUCCACCUGAAAUCAUGGAU